AAAACUGUCUAAUCAAAGAGCAAAGAUGCAGAGCACUUCAAAUUACCUCUGGCUGUUGUCUGACAUUCUAGGACAGGGAGCUACUGCCAAUGUUUUCCGCGGACGACAUAAGAAAACUGGGGAUUUAUAUGCUGUCAAAGUAUUUAACAGUAUAAGUUUCCUUCGUCCUGUGGACGUUCAGAUGCGAGAGUUUGAAGUAUUGAAGAAACUAAAUCACAAGAACAUUGUCAAAUUGUUUGCCAUUGAAGAAGAGACAACAACUAGACACAAAGUACUAGUUAUGGAAUUUUGCCCAUGUGGGAGUUUAUAUACAGUUCUAGAGGAGCCAUCUAAUGCCUUUGGUUUACCAGAGUCUGAGUUCUUAAUUGUUCUGAGAGAUGUGGUGGCUGGGAUGAAUCAUCUCCGGGAGAAUGGAAUAGUGCACCGUGACAUCAAACCAGGCAAUAUCAUGCGUGUUAUAGGUGAAGAUGGUCAAUCUGUUUACAAACUUACAGAUUUUGGUGCUGCAAGAGAACUUGAAGAUGAUGAACAAUUUGUUUCUCUCUAUGGCACAGAAGAGUAUUUACAUCCUGAUAUGUACGAGCGAGCAGUUUUGAGGAAAGAGCAUCAGAAAAAGUAUGGAGCAACAGUUGAUCUGUGGAGCAUAGGGGUGACCUUUUACCAUGCUGCAACAGGGAGUUUGCCUUUCCGACCUUUUGAAGGACCUCGUAGAAACAAGGAAGUGAUGUAUAAAAUAAUCACUGGAAAGCCUUCUGGUGCUAUCUCUGGAAUACAGAAAGCAGAAAAUGGACCAAUUGAAUGGAGCUGGGAGAUGCCUAUUUCUUGUAGUCUUUCAAAGGGUCUGCAAGUACUGCUCACACCUGUGCUUGCGAAUAUUCUUGAAGCAGACCAGGAAAAAUGCUGGGGAUUUGACCAGUUCUUUGCAGAAACAAGUGACAUACUGCACAGAAUAAUAAUCCACAUCUUUUCACUACAACAGAUGACAUCGCACAAAGUUUAUAUUCACAGCUAUAAUACAGCAGCUAUAUUUCAUGAGUUGGUCUACAAGCAGACAAAAAUACCAUCUCAGAAUCAAGAACUAAUAUAUGAAGGUCGGCGUUUCAUACUGGAACCUGGCAGAUUGGCCCAGCAGUUCCCCAGAACAACUGAGGAGAAUCCUAUCUUUGUAGUAAGCAGGGAGGCUGUGAACAUUGUCGGAUUAAUCUAUGAAGAAGUUUUACUUCCUAAAGUACAUCAACGUUAUGAUUUGGAUGGGGAUGCCAGUAUGGCUAAAGCAGUAACAGGUGUUGUAUGUUAUGCCUGUAGAGUUGCCAGUUCUUUGCUACUUUACCAGGAACUGAUGCGAAAAGGAAUACGGUGGCUAAUUGAAAUAAUCAAGGAUGAUUACAAUGAAAUGGUUCAUAAAAAGACAGAGGUUGUCAUCAGGCUGGAUUUCUGCAGAAGAAAUAUUGAGAAAGCUGAGAAAAUUUACGAGAAUUUGAUGCAGAUCAACUUGGAAGCAUCAGAAGUGGAUGAAAUUUCAGAGAUACACACAAAACUGCUGCGUCUCUCCAGCUCUCAGGGCACAAUAGAAACUAGUCUUCAAGAUAUCAAAACCAAACUUUCUCCUGGUGGUUUACUGGCUGACACUUGGGCAAAUCAGGAAGGCAUGCAUCCAAAAGACAGAAAUCCAGAAAGGCUGCGAGCACUGCUGAGUUCCAUCACAGAUAUUUAUUAUCAGUUCAAAAAAGACAAAGCAGAACGAAGGCUUCCUUAUAAUGAAGAACAAAUUCACAAGUUUGACAAGCAGAAGCUGUAUUUGCAUGCCACAAAAGCCAUAGCUCUAUUCAAAGAUGAAUGUGUUCGAAAGUAUGAUACAUUUUUGGACAAGGCUGAGGACUGGACAAGGAAAAUGCUUCAUACAAGGAAACAGUUACUGGCUCUCACCAACCAGUGUUUUGAUAUUGAAGAAGAGGUAUCCAAAUACCAGGAUUAUAUAAAUGAGUUACAAGAUGCUCUGCCCCAGAAAAUGUUUGCAGCUUCCACUGGGAUGAAACAUACAAUGAAUACAGUCUAUCCAAGUUCAAACACACUAGUGGAGAUGACACUUGGUAUGAAGAAACUAAAGGAGGAAAUGGAAGGCGUUGUUAAAGAGCUGGCUGAGAACAAUCACAUUUUAGAAAGAUUCGGUGCUUUGACUACGGAUGGUGGCCUGAGGAACGUGGACUGUGUUUAG
Messenger RNA from Chaetura pelagica (chimney swift), 2215 nucleotides. RefSeq names its product TANK-binding kinase 1 (gene TBK1). The transcript has 20 exons. Gene Ontology annotation, molecular function: protein serine/threonine kinase activity; ATP binding. Gene Ontology annotation, cellular component: cytoplasm. Gene Ontology annotation, biological process: peptidyl-serine phosphorylation. The record is from RefSeq and is a predicted model, not a curated record. Lineage: Eukaryota; Metazoa; Chordata; Aves; Apodiformes; Apodidae. Bases 26 to 2215 code for a protein of 729 amino acids.